CUGUUAUUGACGAGCCCACACCCACCAUGGCCUCCGUCAGUUAAUAUCGGCGGAGAUCCCUGAUUCUUAGAAGAAAACAAGCAUCUUUUUGCACCUCUGAUUUGGCAGAUUUUUCAGCUUUCUGUCCCUGUGGAUGGCAUCUCCCACCCUCCUGGCCUUAGGGUCCUACAACCAGAGCCAGCUGGCACCUCCAAAUACGACGUUCUGUGAUGGUACUCAGGAAGCCUGGGACCUGCUGUACCGGGUGCUGCCUGGGUUCAUCAUCACCAUCUGUGUCCUGGGCCUGCUGGGCAACCUCUUCGUCCUGUCUUUCUUCCUCCUGCCGCGGCGGCGUCUGAAAGUGGCAGAAAUCUACUUGGCCAACCUGGCAGCUUCCGACCUGGUGUUUAUCUUGGGCUUGCCCUUCUGGGCAAAGAACAUCUGGGACAACUUCCACUGGCCCUUCGGGGUCCUCCUGUGCCGCAUCGUCAAUGGCGUCAUCAAGGCCAAUCUGUUCAUCAGCAUCUUCCUGGUGGUGGCCAUCAGCCAGGACCGGUACCGCGCGCUGGUGCACCCCAUGGCCAGCCAGAGGCUGCGGCGGCGGCGGCAGGCCCAGGCCACCUGCGUGCUCAUCUGGGGCCUGGGCGGCCUCCUCAGUGUCCCCACAUUCCUGCUCCGCACUGUCCGACCUGUCCCAGACCUGAACAUCUCCGCCUGCAUGCUGGAGUUCCCCCACGAGGCCUGGCACUACGUGAAGAUCGUGAAGCUAACCGUGCUGGGCUUCCUCCUCCCGCUGGCCGCCAUUGUCUUCUUCAACUACCACAUCCUGGCCUCCCUGCGGCGGUCCGGGCAGCGGGAGGUCAGCAGGACCAGGUGCGGGGGCCCCACCAGCCGCAAGACCACCGUGCUGAUCCUCACGCUGGUGGUGGCCUUCCUGGUCUGCUGGGCCCCCUACCACUUCUUUGCCUUCCUGGACUUCCUGUUCCAGGUGCGCGCCGUGCAGGGCUGCCCCUGGGAGGACUUGGUAGACCUGGGCCUGCAGUUUGCCAACUUCUUUGCUUUCAUCAACAGCUGCCUGAACCCAGUGAUCUACGUGCUGGUGGGCCGGCCUUUCAGGACCAAGGCCUGGGAGCUUUAUAAACAGUGUACGCCGAGGAGUCUUGUCCAGUCCUCGGCCCAUGAGAAAGAAGUCCUCCAACUUCGCUGGUGGAAAUAAAACAGCGCUGAGCCAAGCAGCUCAGCUUCCUCAUCCGUUCUGACAAAAUGAACACUAUUGUCGAUGGUGGGAUAAUGGCCUCCCGAGAUAGCUGGGACCAGUCCCGGGGCCUCGGACUGUUUCUCUGGCCACCGAGACUUUGCAGAUGCACUCAGGAUCUUGAGGUGGGGAGUUUCCUGGCUGAUCUGGGUGACCUCGAUGUAACUACAAAGUUUCUCCAAAAGGAGGCGGGGGUCAGAGCCAGAGGCUGCGUGACACAGAAGCAGGAGGCUGGACCAGGCAAGCACAGGGCCAGGAGCCAAGAGCAGUGGGCGGCUCCUGACUAGAAGACAGGGAGGUAGACCCUCCCUCCCCUGGAGGCCCCAGAAGGCACCGACCUCUUGACUUUUGCCCCAGGAGACUGAUUUUGGGCUUCUGGUUCCAGAACUGUAAUAAUAAUAAUAAAUUUCUGUUGUUCUA
Messenger RNA from Talpa occidentalis (Iberian mole), 1654 nucleotides. It is a transcript of the gene BDKRB1, whose product is annotated as bradykinin receptor B1. Gene Ontology annotation, molecular function: bradykinin receptor activity. Gene Ontology annotation, biological process: response to mechanical stimulus; immune response; neutrophil chemotaxis. Bases 134 to 1195 code for a protein of 353 amino acids. The record is from RefSeq and is a predicted model, not a curated record. NCBI's taxonomy places the organism in Eukaryota, Metazoa, Chordata, Mammalia, Eulipotyphla, Talpidae. The transcript has 3 exons. Gene Ontology annotation, cellular component: membrane.